GCGGAAACGCAAAGCUGCUGUGUAAUUGUGCUGUUUAGACUUCGUGAGGAGCAGUUUACACAGCUUCAAUAUGCCGGAUUAUUUAGGAGACGACCAAAGAAAGACAAAGGAGGAGGAAAAAGAUGACGGACCUAUCAGAGCUUUGGAUGAAGGAGACAUCGCUCUGCUGAAAACUUAUGGUCAGAGCACCUACUCCAGACAGAUCAAACAGGUCGAAGAUGACAUCCAGCAGCUGCUCAAGAAGAUCAAUGAGCUGACAGGCAUUAAGGAGUCAGACACUGGCCUGGCCCCACCAGCUCUCUGGGAUCUGGCUGCUGACAAACAGACUCUGCAGAGUGAACAGCCUCUGCAGGUGGCAAGAUGCACAAAGAUCAUCAAUGCAGACUCAGAGGACCCCAAAUACAUCAUCAACGUCAAACAGUUCGCCAAGUUCGUGGUGGACCUGAGCGACCAGGUGGCCCCCACUGACAUCGAGGAGGGCAUGAGAGUCGGCGUGGACAGAAACAAGUACCAGAUCCACAUUCCUCUGCCUCCCAAAAUUGAUCCAACUGUCACCAUGAUGCAGGUGGAGGAGAAGCCUGAUGUGACCUACAGUGAUGUCGGUGGAUGUAAAGAGCAGAUUGAGAAGCUGAGAGAAGUGGUGGAGACCCCUCUGCUCCAUCCCGAGAGGUUCGUCAAUCUGGGUAUCGAGCCACCGAAAGGCGUGCUGCUGUUCGGGCCACCCGGCACCGGAAAGACUCUGUGCGCCCGAGCCGUAGCCAACCGCACAGAUGCCUGCUUCAUCAGAGUCAUCGGAUCUGAGCUGGUGCAGAAAUACGUGGGAGAGGGAGCCAGGAUGGUGCGUGAGCUGUUUGAGAUGGCCAGGACUAAGAAGGCCUGUCUCAUCUUCUUUGAUGAAAUUGACGCCAUCGGAGGCGCUCGUUUCGAUGAUGGCGCUGGCGGAGACAAUGAGGUCCAGAGAACCAUGUUGGAGCUCAUCAACCAGCUGGACGGCUUCGACCCUCGAGGCAACAUCAAAGUGCUGAUGGCCACCAACAGACCAGACACACUGGACCCGGCCCUGAUGAGACCCGGGCGUCUGGACAGGAAGAUCGAGUUCAGCCUGCCCGAUCUGGAGGGUCGCACACACAUCUUCAAGAUCCACGCCCGCUCUAUGAGUGUGGAGAGAGACAUUCGCUUCGAGCUGCUGGCUCGUCUUUGUCCCAACAGCACCGGUGCCGAGAUCCGCAGCGUGUGCACGGAGGCGGGCAUGUUCGCCAUCAGAGCUCGCAGGAAGAUCGCCACAGAGAAAGACUUCCUGGAGGCUGUCAACAAGGUCAUCAAGUCCUACGCCAAGUUCAGCGCCACCCCCAGAUACAUGACCUACAACUAAAAGUGUGUGUGUGUGAGAGUGUGUGUGUCUCCUCUUUGGCUUUUACUUUACAAAGAAGCGGAGUCAAAACAAACAAACCAUAUUGUCCUUUUUUGCUGUCAUCUGUUCACUUAAAAAUAAAGUUUAUUCCAGAUCGGAA
Messenger RNA from Scomber scombrus (Atlantic mackerel), 1511 nucleotides. RefSeq names its product proteasome 26S subunit, ATPase 2 (gene psmc2). Gene Ontology annotation, biological process: proteasome-mediated ubiquitin-dependent protein catabolic process. The record is from RefSeq and is a predicted model, not a curated record. The coding region runs from base 71 to 1372 and encodes 433 amino acids. Gene Ontology annotation, molecular function: ATP hydrolysis activity; ATP binding; proteasome-activating activity. The transcript is spliced from 12 exons. Gene Ontology annotation, cellular component: proteasome regulatory particle, base subcomplex. NCBI's taxonomy places the organism in Eukaryota, Metazoa, Chordata, Actinopteri, Scombriformes, Scombridae.